AUGGCCUCCACCCAGAGCGUGCAAUGCUUCGGCAAGAAGAAGACGGCCACCGCCGUCGCCCACUGCAAGGCUGGCAAGGGCCUCAUCAAGGUCAACGGCAAGCCUCUCUCGCUCGUCCAGCCUGAGAUCCUGCGCUUCAAGGUCUACGAGCCCGUCCUGAUCCUCGGUCUCGACAAAUUCGCGAACGUCGACAUCCGCGUCCGCGUCUCCGGUGGUGGUCACACUUCCCAGGUCUACGCCAUCCGUCAGGCCAUCGCCAAGUCCAUCAUCGCCUACUACCAGAAGUUCGUCGAUGAGCACUCCAAGAACCAGCUCAAGCAGGCCCUUGUCCAGUACGACAGGACCCUCCUCGUCGCCGACAACAGGCGGUGCGAGCCCAAGAAGUUCGGCGGUCCCGGUGCCCGUGCGAGAUACCAAAAGUCCUACCGUUAA
Molecule: messenger RNA, 432 nt
Organism: Aplosporella prunicola CBS 121167
Lineage: Eukaryota; Fungi; Ascomycota; Dothideomycetes; Botryosphaeriales; Aplosporellaceae
Exons: 3
Coding region: 1-432 (143 amino acids)
Biological process (GO): translation; maturation of SSU-rRNA from tricistronic rRNA transcript (SSU-rRNA, 5.8S rRNA, LSU-rRNA)
Cellular component (GO): ribosome; cytosolic small ribosomal subunit
Molecular function (GO): RNA binding; structural constituent of ribosome
Source: RefSeq, a predicted model, not a curated record